UCCGACUUGUAAUGCGUGAUUAAGAGAGAAAUCGCCAAAGUUGCCGUUUUAUAAACGCCCGUGUAUAUUUUAGUCACGCUGAAUAAUCUGUAUAGUUGGAAACUUAGUGUUUUGCUCUUUUGCAUUAGGUGUUCCAGAAUUUUCUGUUAGGCAAAUAAUCGGCAGCCAAAUUCGGGACAGGUAGUACGCAUGCGCAUAAUCCUUCUGGAUAUUUCCUCACGUGGAGAGAUUCCCCUUCAGUGUGUCAGAUCCACGCUCACGAAGAAAUCGGGGUGCAGCUUCACGUCGACUCUCAGACCUCUCACACGUCCAGAAAUGGCCUUCAGAAAAUUCCUCCCCUUGUUCGACCGGGUGCUGGUGGAGCGCCUAACUGCAGAGACGGUAACGAAGGGGGGCAUCAUGCUGCCAGAGAAGUCUCAAGGCAAAGUGCUGCAGGCCACAGUAGUGGCAGUCGGACCUGGCUCCGUCAAUCAGGAUUUCUACAACUGGCCGGAUGAAUCAUUUGAGGAGAUGGACAGCACCCUGGCUGUCCAACAGUACAUUCAGCAGAACAUUAGAUCAGAUUGCUCCAAUAUCGACAAAAUCCUGGAGCCUCCGGAGGGUCAGGACGAGGGGGUGUGGAAGUAUGAGCACCUCAGGCAGUUCUGUCUGGAGCUCAAUGGGCUAGCCGUAAAACUGCAGAGCGAGUGCCACCCAGACACCUGCACCCAGAUGACAGCCACAGAGCAGUGGAUCUUUUUAUGUGCUGCCCACAAGACACCCAAAGAGUGCCCUGCCAUUGAUUACACCAGGCACACGCUGGACGGAGCUGCCUGUCUUCUCAAUAGCAACAAAUAUUUCCCCAGCAGGGUGAGCAUCAAGGAGUCAUCAGUGGCCAAACUGGGCUCUGUCUGUCGUCGCAUCUAUAGGAUAUUCUCUCAUGCCUACUUCCACCACCGCCAGAUAUUUGACAAGUAUGAGAAUGAAACAUUCCUGUGUCACCGGUUCACACGCUUCGUAAUGAAGUACAACCUGAUGUCCAAGGACAACCUGAUCGUGCCCAUUCUGGAGGAGGAAGUGCAGAACACCUCAUCAGCUGGGGAGAGCGAGGCCUAAGAUACAGCUGCUGCCAUAAGGGAGACACAUUCACACACCUUGCAUAUACAGGACACACACACACACACAACACACUACAGUGUAUUAAGGCUCCUGUCUAGUAACACUGUCCAUGUCCCUCCACCCUUGUCACCUGUGUCUAUCUCAAAGGAAGUGAGGGUAAAGAGGGUUCACAGUUGUUUCUGGAUACAGCUCUGCUCUCACACUACUCCUUUAGGGAAAACCCUUUUCCUUUUAAUCUUCUUUAAGCAGCUGGAUUUGCAAAAACCUAUGUAAUCAUGGUGACCGGUAUUGUUGACAAAGGCACACACUGACAGCCACCCCCUUCCUCCCCCCUCUGUAUAUAACCCCCGCUCCCCCUGUCUCUUAAUUCACUAUCAUGUUUUCUGAUGGUGCUUCACUUUUUUGUGUCAGCUUCUGUUCUCUAUUGGCUUGUGUUGCCCACCAGCCUCUUUGUUUGUUUGGGGAGGGGGUGUCCCAUUAAAAUGGAUCACUAAAUUAGCCUGCUGACGUAAUAAUGCUAUUAAAACACAAUGUAGGUAGGUGUGUGGCUUGUGUGGUAGUGAACAAAGAAAAACUUAAUCUCUAGCUUUGUAAGUGUACUAGCAGUCAGAUAUUCUUUCUCUUUGGCCUCUGAAACAUCAUUUCAGAGUAUUUAGGAAGGUUUGUUGGCUAACUCUGAUCCUGCUUUGUGACAUGCCCCCAUUUUAAUACUGUUUAAAAUGUGCCUGAUAUUCCCCUUUCCUUGACAUAAUAGUAACUGAAACCAUGACGUUAUGGGCAGAAACUGUGCUGCUGUAAGCCAGUUUUUUUACCGCUUUGAGCAUUUGAUGAGUAAAUACAAGGAAGGACAGAAUAUCAGCUACAUGUAAGUAUCUGAGCACAACCUCCCUUCUUUUACCCUCUCCGUCAUUAAAUUAUUUUGUGGGAGGAGUCUUAUCAGUCCAACCCACUUUUUUUUUUUUUUUUAAAUGGACUAAAAAAAUUUUGUUACUGUUGACAUUUUCAUGAUGUCUGUUAAUAAAAGAGACCUAUUAUUCA
Molecule: messenger RNA, 2136 nt
Organism: Siniperca chuatsi (mandarin fish)
Lineage: Eukaryota; Metazoa; Chordata; Actinopteri; Centrarchiformes; Sinipercidae
Product: MOB-like protein phocein
Exons: 9
Coding region: 190-1095 (301 amino acids)
Cellular component (GO): cytoplasm; mitochondrial matrix
Molecular function (GO): metal ion binding; protein folding chaperone; ATP binding
Source: RefSeq, a predicted model, not a curated record